AUGAAUUUACAGACUCAAAUGGCAGGACAAUUCUCAAGGCAAGUUUCCAAUCAAGCUGGAACUUCAUUGCCUGCAAUACCACACCAACAGAAUAUGAUUCAGAACUCUGAAGGUUCCCAUGCUUCACUAAUCAUGGAACCUGGUUUUGAUAAAGCUCGAAGAUUCAUACAAGAUAGAAUCUAUGAGUUCCUAAUGCAAAGGCAACAAACUCGGGAGAUAGCUCCAAAGAAUGUUCUUGAUAUUGUUAGACGAUUGGAGGAAGGCUUAUUCAAAACUGCUACAACAAAGGAGGAAUAUAUGAGUUUAGAUACAUUGGAGACUCGUUUACAUAACCUGAUAAGACGCCCCACACAACGAUAUCAGCAACAAAAUAAUGCUUCUGGAAUGGGAACAAUGAUUCCAACUCCUGGUGUCCCUCAAAGUGGGAAUAUGAUUCCAUCAUCUACUGAUGUCAUGGUGUCAUCAUCAGCUGUAAAUCCAGGAAGCUUUUCCAUGAACAGCCAAAUGAUGCCUACUCCUGGAUUUAAUAAUACUAAUAAUACCACAAAUAAUGUUUCUAUGCUUUCAAAUGUUGACUCAACAAUGGUGAGUCAACCACAGCAACAAAAGCAACAAGUUGGUGGUCAAAACAGUCGGAUCUUGCAUAGUUUAGGGAGUCAUAUGGGAGGGGGAAUCAGGUCUACAUUGAAUCAAAAAACCUACGGGUUUCAAAACGGGUCAUUAAACAGUAACAAUCUAGGGAUGAUGGGUAAAAGUCAACAGAUGGUCAACAGUUUGGGAACAUCCGAAGGGUUUUUGACAGAUUACGGAAACGCCCCUAAACCAGUUCCAGUUCCUCAAUACUUUGAUCAACAUCAAGGACAGAUGGUGAAUGAUGGAUCAGGUAAUUUUUAUGUCCCCGCCACGUCAGCUUCAUCAAUGAUGAACAUGAACACGAACACGAACACGAACACGAACACGGUAAAUUUAUCAGCGUUACAAAAGACAAAUUCGCCCUUGGUGGUCAACCAGUCAACCGACCAUCAGCCUGCAAACAUGAAUCAAUCUGAAGAGAUGGACUUCAGGAACACCAUGCAUUCACAACAGCCUCUUCACUUUCAGCAACAAGUUAUUCAACCUCAAAGACAACAAAAACAACAGAAUCAGCGAUUCCAAUAUGGGCAGAAUCAGAAUCAGAAUCAAGUAAUCUCCGAUAUGGGAAAUCGAAUAAAGUCCGAGCCUGGAACGGAAUCAUUACAGCCACCACAAGUCUAUGAACAAUUCCAGUCAUCUAUCUCUCAAGAUACACGUUUACCACUGCCCGAAACUUCCGGGCAGCAACAACAGCCUAACUUUGGAGGUCAACAAGAGGCAGGUCAAUGGCAGUCAAGAUCUCAAGGUGUUCUGUCAAAUGAGGUGAAAAGACCAAUAGACCCUCCAGAUACUACACCUGUAUCUAGAUCUGGUAAUUUAGACCGUGAAUUACAAUUCAAGAAUCAAAAAAGGUGGUUGUUGUUCUUGAUGCAUGCCCGAAAAUGCCCUCAUCCGCCCGGAAGUUGCCCGGAAUCGAAUUGCCUUACUGCUCAAAAGCUGUUGAAUCAUAUUUCAACAUGUAUGGAUGUAAAUCAAUGUACAUAUCCUCGUUGUCAUAGGACAAAACGAUUACUCCAUCAUCAUAGAAAGUGUAGGGAUGAAACAUGUCCUGUUUGUGUCCCUGUGAAGCUCUUUGUACAACAGAAGGGCGUACAGGGGCAAAAUAGUAAAAACAUGAAUUCAUCUGUUGUUCAAACUUCAGAAGAUUUACAUCCGUCCAUGAAACGGAUGAAGAUUGAGCAACAGCCAUGUCAGUCGCCAGCUGGACAAACCGAAAACCAGGUAACAUCAUCGGGUCCCACUCCCAUCACUACCAGUACAUCUGAAGUUUUACAGGACGUAAAGCGGGUCCCACCUCAAGAGGUUACCGUGGUGAAAAUGGAAGUUCCUGUAACUUCUGUUCAAGAAAGUCUUAAGAUCACUACCGAUGUUGCUUCUGUUAUGUUAAAUGAUGCGGGCCCGGCCAAACAAGAAAAUGAUGAAAUCGCCCCUGGAACGAAAUCCGGGAAGCCAAAAAUAAAAGGGGUAUCGAUGACGGAAUUGUUUACACCAGAGCAGGUUCGGGAGCAUAUAACCGGUCUCAGGCAGUGGGUUGGCCAGAGUAAAGCGAAGGUAGAAAAGAAUCAAGCAAUGGAGCUAUCAAUGAAUGAAAAUUCAUGUCAGUUAUGUGCGGUUGAAAAGCUAAAUUUUGAACCACCUCCUAUAUAUUGUUCACCAUGUGGGGCCCGCAUAAAAAGAAACGCAAUGUUUUACACAAUUGGAAGUGGUGAUACACGUCACUAUUUUUGUAUACCCUGUUAUAAUGAAGCACGUGGGGACACUGUAAGUGUUGAUGGAACUAAUAUCUUGAAAGCAAGGUUAGAAAAAAAGAAGAAUGAUGAGGAGACUGAAGAACCGUGGGUUCAAUGUGACAAAUGUGAAGCGUGGCAACAUCAAAUAUGUGCUUUAUUUAAUGGAAGAAGAAAUGAUGGGGGACAAGCGGAAUACACGUGUCCAAAUUGUUAUAUGGAAGAAGUUGAGAAUGGGGAGCGGGUCCCACUACCUCAAAGUGCACUUCUUGGAGCAAAAGAUUUGCCAAGAACUAUUCUUAGUGAUCAUAUUGAGAACCGAUUGUUUAAGAGAUUGAAGCAGGAAAGACUAGAUAGGGCCAGGUUUCAUGGGAAAAGUUAUGAUGAGGUUCCUGGAGCAGAAUCACUUGUUGUGAGAGUUGUUUCAUCUGUCGACAAAAAAUUAGAAGUGAAACCAAGGUUUCUUGAGAUCUUUCAAGAGGAAAAUUACCCUUCGGAAUUCGCAUAUAAAUCUAAGGUGGUAUUAUUAUUUCAAAAAAUCGAAGGGGUAGAAGUGUGUUUAUUUGGGAUGUAUGUACAAGAAUUUGGAGCAGAAUGUGAACAACCAAAUCAUCGACGUGUUUAUCUGUCUUAUUUGGAUUCAGUCAAAUACUUUAGACCCGAAAUAAGAACAGUAACAGGGGAAGCCUUACGUACAUUUGUAUAUCAUGAAAUUUUAAUCGGUUAUUUAGAAUACUGCAAAUUACGUGGUUUCACAAGUUGCUACAUUUGGGCAUGUCCUCCAUUAAAGGGUGAAGAUUAUAUCUUAUAUUGUCAUCCAGAAAUCCAAAAAACACCAAAAUCCGAUAAACUAAGGGAAUGGUAUUUGUCGAUGUUGAGAAAGGCUACAAAGGAGAAUAUUGUGGUGGAUCUUACGAAUUUAUAUGAUCAUUUUUUUGUGUCUUCUGGUGAAUGUAAAGCUAAAGUUACUGCAGCUCGUUUGCCUUAUUUUGAUGGUGAUUAUUGGCCUGGAGCUGCUGAAGAUAUUAUUUACCAGCUUAGACAAGAAGAAGAAGGAAGGAAAUUAAAUAAAAAAGGUGCAAUGAAAAGAACUAUAACAAAAAGAGCUUUGAAAGCUUCCGGUCAAAUGGAUCUUUCUGGAAACGCUUCAAAAGAUCUCCUUCUCAUGCAUAGGCUUGGUGAAACCAUAUCCCCAAUGAAGGAAGAUUUCAUAAUGGUUCACUUACAGCAUGCAUGCACUCAUUGCUGUCUCCUUAUGGUCUCUGGAACACGUUGGGUUUGCAACAAUUGCAAAAAUUUCCAGCUUUGCAACAGUUGUUAUGAGAUUGAACAAAAUAUUGAAGAGAGAGAAAAACAUCCUAUUAACCAAAGGGUCAAACAUCCACUUUAUCCUGUUGAGAUUAAGGAUGUGGCUACAGAUACAAAGGAUAAAGAUGAGAUUCUUGAGAGUGAAUUUUUUGAUACGAGACAAGCGUUUCUGAGUCUAUGCCAAGGAAACCAUUAUCAAUAUGACACGUUAAGACGUGCUAAACAUUCUUCAAUGAUGGCAUUGUAUCAUCUCCACAAUCCAACAGCUCCUGCUUUUGUGAUCACAUGUGUUGCAUGUCGGUUGGAUAUAGAAACCGGGCAGGGUUGGAGGUGUGAGAUCUGCCCGGAUUAUGAUUUGUGUAAUGCGUGUUAUAGAAAAGAUAGAGGAAUCGAUCAUCCUCAUAAGUUGACACAUCAUCCUUCCAUUGCUGAACGUGAUGCACAAAAUAAAGAAGCCCGACAACUACGGGUUGUCCAGCUUCGGAAAAUGCUUGAUCUUUUGGUGCAUGCGGCUCAAUGUCGGGCACAGUUAUGUCAGUAUCCAAAUUGUAGGAAGGUGAAGGGGCUUUUCAGACAUGGAAUGCAUUGCAAAGUACGUGCAUCUGGUGGUUGUCUUCUUUGCAAGAAAAUGUGGCAUCUUCUUCAGCUUCAUGCCAGAGCUUGUAAAGACACUCCAUGCAAUGUCCCCCGUUGCAGAGACUUAAGGGAACAUUUGAGAAGGCUGAAUCAACAGGCGGACAGUAGGAGGAGGGCGGCGGUUAUGGAGAUGAUGAGGCAGCGUGCGGCGGAGGUUGCUGGCGGCAGUGGGUGAUGGAUGGAUGGAUGAGUCAUCAAACUGUAAAUAUAACAACAACAUAUUUGGAUCAGUCAGGGUCUCAAUGUACAGUUUUGGUUGUUUUGCUUUGCUUGAUUGGAUCAAAGUUCAAGUAUAAUUUUGGCUGCUGAAAAGAGUACGUAGUCACAGACAAGACUAUUUCUUCAAGGUUUCAGCAACUUAAUUUAGGAUUUUUUUUAUGGAGAAUAAGAAACAUCAAAGAAACUUUUUUUUUUUUUUUGUUCCUUCCUUGGGUUUUGUUAGGUCGUGC
Lactuca virosa is the source of this 4753-nucleotide messenger RNA. NCBI's taxonomy places the organism in Eukaryota, Viridiplantae, Streptophyta, Magnoliopsida, Asterales, Asteraceae. The record is from the annotation of a GenBank genome assembly.